GCCCGCCCGCCCGCCGGGAGGGAGACCCGCAGCGCGGGGAGAGCAGCCCGGCCGCAGGCGCCGCCGCCGCCGCCUCUGCCAGACUGAGAACCCUGGCUUUCAAACGGAGAACUGGAGUGAAUUGUAACUGCAGAAGCAACAAGUGGUCCAGUAAAGAUGCACUUGGGGCUGGAUAAAGUGAAGAGUGAAACUGGAGAAAGUAAUGAAGUAAGGAAAAGAUUUAUAGGGAAAACCUGCUUUCUGCAAACAACUGAAAGAGCUGCCCUUAGAAACUCUUUUCUUUGGCCCUCAUGGAGUAGCUAGAACUUGUACUCUGAGGCCAUUGGUGGGACAAGCUCUUGCCUGCUGAUCACCCAGAAAAACUGUCACCAUGGCCAGCAAGAGGAAAUCCACCACUCCGUGCAUGAUCCCAGUGAAGACUGUGGUGCUGCAGGAUUCCAGUACAGAGGCCCAGCCCGCUCAGUCCUUGCCGGAAGGGCCCCAGCAGGAUCUGCCCCCAGAGGUGCCUGCCACUAGCAGCGAGGCCGCCCAGAACUCCAGCAGUACUGAAGGCUCUGCAUUGGCCAACGGGCAUCAGAGCACUUUGGAUGGCUAUUUAUAUUCCUGUAAAUACUGUGAUUUCAGAUCACAGGAUGUGACCCAAUUUGUAGGACAUAUGAACUCAGAGCACAUAGACUUUAAUAAAGACCCAACUUUUGUAUGCACUGGGUGCCCUUUUCUGGCAAAAAACCCUGAAGGGCUUUCCUUGCACAAUGCCAAGUGUCACUCAGGGGAAGCCAGCUUUGUGUGGAAUGUGGUCAAGCCAGACAAUCAUGUAGUCGUGGAGCAGAGCGUCCCCGAGAGCACCAGCACUCCUGACCUAGUAGGAGAGCCCAACACUGAAGGGACUGAUGGACAGGCUGAAAUCAUCAUUACCAAAACUCCAAUCAUGAAGAUAAUGAAAGGCAAAGCUGAAGCCAAAAAAAUUCAUAUGCUCAAGGAGAACGUCCCCAGCCAGCCUGUGGGUGAGGCCUUACCAAAGCUGGCAGCUGGAGAGGUAGAGGUGAAGGAGGGGGACCACUCCUUUGUCAACGGGGCAGUUCCAGUCAGCCAGGCAUCUACAAGCUCCAUAAAACCCCCCCAUGCCACCAAUGGGCCCCUGAUAGGAACAGUGCCAGUCUUGCCAGCUGGUAUAGCACAGUUCCUCUCCCUCCAGCAGCAACCCCCGGUACAUGCCCAGCACCACACCCACCAGCCACUGCCCACAUCCAAGGCCCUUCCCAAAGUAAUGAUCCCCCUGAGCAGCAUUCCAACCUACAAUGCAGCCAUGGACUCCAACAGCUUCCUGAAGAACUCCUUCCACAAGUUUCCCUACCCCACCAAAGCUGAGCUCUGCUAUUUGACUGUGGUAACUAAGUAUCCAGAAGAACAGCUCAAGAUCUGGUUCACAGCCCAAAGGCUCAAGCAGGGUAUCAGCUGGUCCCCUGAGGAGAUAGAGGAUGCCCGGAAGAAGAUGUUCAAUACAGUCAUCCAGUCUGUACCUCAGCCCACAAUCACCGUUCUCAAUACGCCCCUGGUUGCCAGUGCUGGCAAUGUCCAGCAUCUCAUCCAGGCUGCUCUCCCAGGUCAUGUUGUAGGACAGCCAGAGGGCACCGCAGGGGGACUUCUGGUCACUCAGCCACUAAUGGCCAAUGGGUUGCAAGCACCAAGCUCAUCUCUCCCCCUCACAGUUACAUCUGUCCCCAAGCAGCCAACUGUGGCACCCAUUAACACUGUGUGUUCAAAUACAACAUCAGCUGUGAAGGUGGUCAAUGCGGCCCAGUCACUCCUCACGGCAUGCCCCAGCAUAACUUCCCAAGCCUUCCUUGAUGCUAGCAUCUACAAAAAUAAGAAAUCUCACGAACAGCUGUCAGCUCUGAAAGGGAGCUUCUGUCGGAACCAGUUCCCAGGGCAGAGUGAAGUUGAGCAUCUGACCAAAGUGACUGGCCUCAGUACCAGAGAGGUGCGGAAAUGGUUCAGUGACCGGAGAUACCAUUGCCGGAACCUGAAAGGCUCCAGAGGCAUGAUGCCCGGAGAUCCCGGCUCCAUCAUCAUUGACUCUGUGCCAGAGGUGCCCAUCUCCCCAUUGUCCAAGGCCCCUGAAGUGACCUGCAUCCCGGCAGCAGCUACACUAGCAGUGCACCCUUCUGCCAAGCGACAAUCUUGGCACCAGACUCCUGACUUCACACCAAACAAAUACAAGGAGAGAGCACCUGAGCAACUCAGGGUCCUGGAGAGCAGUUUUGCACAAAACCCCCUGCCUCUUGAUGAGGAACUGGACCGCCUGAGAAGUGAAACCAAAAUGACCCGAAGAGAAAUUGAUAGUUGGUUUUCAGAGAGACGGAAAAAAGUGAAUGCUGAGGAGACCAAGAAGGCUGAUGGGAAUGUCUCUCAGGAGGAAGAAGAGCCUGCUGAGGGUGAGGGUGGAGAAGAGUGCCCAGCCAUUGAGCUGAGGGUCCCUGGAGAAAAUGGUUCCCCAGAGGGGCCCAGCAGCCGCACCUUGGCAGAGCGCAAAGUCAGCCCCAUCAAAAUCAACCUCAAGAACCUGCGGGUCACUGAAGCCAGUGGCAAGAGUGAGCUUCCAGGGCUGGGUGCCUGUGAACCUGAGGACGAUGGGCCAAGCAAGCUGGCAGAGCAGCUCCCAGGAAAAGUGAGCUACAAAAAGACAGCCCAGCAGCGGCACUUGCUGCGGCAGCUCUUUGUCCAGACACAGUGGCCCAGCAACCAGGACUAUGACUCCAUCAUGGCCCAGACAGGCUUGCCACGACCAGAGGUGGUGCGCUGGUUUGGAGACAGCAGGUACGCCCUGAAGAAUGGCCAGCUGAAGUGGUAUGAAGACUACAAGAGGGGCAACUUCCCACCAGGGCUGUUGGUCAUUGCCCCGGGCAACCGGGAACUGCUGCAAGACUAUUACCUGACACACAAGAUGCUGUAUGAGGAAGACCUGCAGAACCUCUGUGACAAGACCCAGAUGAGCUCCCAGCAGGUCAAGCAGUGGUUUGCUGAAAAAAUGGGUGAGGAGACCCGGGCCAUGGCAGACACAGGCGGUGAGGACCAGGGCGCUGGUGCUGGUGAGCCUGUGGCAGUUCACAAAGGGAUGGGUGACACCUAUUCAGAGAUGUCUGAGAACAGUGAGUCAUGGGAGCCCAGCGCCCCUGAGGCCAGCUCAGAGCCCUUUGACACUUCGAGUCCCCAGGCUGGACUUCCACUAGAAACAGAUUGAAUUCGAUCCGGUUACUGUGAAGGACUGGCCAGUCUGGGAUGCCGCCUGCCACGUGGAAGGGCCAAACCCAACUCUCUGCUGCCACAGGCCUUUCCAUGCCUGGCUGCUGGGCACCCGGGAGAGCUUCUGGAGGCCUCAAGACAGCCCAGAGCCCGUCACCACCCUCGGCCUACCCACCACCAAGCAAGCAGCAAGAAUGGGUUUCUCCUCAGUUCUUCCUCCCCAACGUAGGACCUUUCCUUUGCCUUCCAGUGGAUAAAAUAGUUCAGAUUUCAUAUUCAUAGACACAGAAUCAAGUUUUUAACAUAUACAUCUGCCUAUAUACAUUUAAUAAAACAUCAGAUUAUAAACACUUCCAUUACAUAGAAACUUUGGUUAGCAAAGCAGUACAUUGUCCUUUACGUCAUCUCUGAAAGUGCCCUGUGUCUGUUCUCUGGGGAUCGUUGGGCCACACAGGCCCCCUACUUUCCCCAGUGAGGCAAGGGUUACAGGCACAUUCAGAACUGCAGCUGAAACCUUGGUGCCCCUUUGCAUCCCUCAGAGAAGCAGAACCUUUGAAGAAAUCUGUCUCCACUGAUCAAUGACCAGCCACAUCUCAUGCCAGGCUUGCCUUGCCUGCAGGCCCAUCAGUGCAGAACCCACUGCGACGCUCAGUUCAGAAAAUGGACUGGCUGUGGGAUUAGUGUUGGAGGCUUCCCACACUCUUCAGUUGUUACCGUAAUUCUGCUUUUUCACAGGAAUUUGAAUCGUGGACCAUACCUUUUCAGUUAUAUCAACUACAGAAAUGUUUGUUGUUAAGCCUAAUAGACUGACCUAUGUGCCUGCUCCCCCACCCCACCUUUUAAAAAAAUCUAGACAAGUUGAGAGAGAGCGGGAAAUGAGGGUGGGGACAUAAAUGGAAGUAUAUAGCCACUACCUGUAGCUUUGGCCACCAGAGUUUUCAGUGCCCUUUCUCCACACUCACCUCAGAGCCUCCUGUGGUUUGGAAAGAACACACUGACCUGGUAGUAAGUGAGGAACGAAGGGAUUUGGGGGAUUUUCAGAAUUAUCACAGCUGGGAUGGUCUUCAGCACCUCUAGAGACCUGCACAUGGGGCUCCUGGCAGAACACCAGAAUGCUCCUGGCCCCCACACCAAGGGCCUGGCUGGUGUGCUAGACACAUGCCCUAAGGGUGCUGGACGUCACUGGACAGGUCCUUGUGAGGAUGUUUUUAAAACUCUGUAUUUAUAUCCCCAAACUUGGAAACAAAAACUCUUAUCUACUUUAGCCUAACCCUCAUAUCUUUUUUUGAGUUGAGAAAAUCACAGGAAAAGGUGCCUUUGAAACACUGAAAAACUUGCUUACAGAGCUGUACUAAAUGGCAAAUUCCCUAUUUCUUCAAACUGGCUGCCCUGAGAGCAGGACGUAAAGAGGGACAGGUUAGUCCCUUGUAGCUCUGCUCACCUUUUAGAAACUACCUGCUCUCUGAGAACCAAGCCACAGGUACCAGCGCCUUGUGAGCACACUCCUCCUGGGGUCUGCGCUGGGUGAGAGCAUUAGGAAACCCCAGAGAGGGGACAGGGGCUUUGGGCAAGAAACACUGGUGGUGUUUUAGGCACUGUUCUUCUCCCCUACCCCCCCGGGGAACUGGACUGGCCAGGGCACCUUGCUGGCUGGGCUCCAAGGAAGAGCAUGGUGGCAGCACUUUCCACCUUCUAGGAGUGGGCUUUCUUUGGAAACUAAAUGCCCUUGAACCAUUGUUCUUUUCAAGUGUCUUCUUCUGCCCUCCUUGUCCCAAAAGGGACCACUUCUUAUUUGUCUCAAACAGGGAACUUAUGAGUACUUGGCAAGUUUUGCAGCCUAUUUUUGUAUCCCUUCCAUUUUGGGAGUGAAGCUAUUUGGUCCCAAAAACCUUUGAGGAGUUGCCAAGAUUGGCAAGUGAUUGCUUUCCUUCAGAGGACAGACACCUGGAAUUUUUCCUUUAGUGUUUAUGUACAUGCAGACUAAUUUAUAUAUACACACUUAUACAUUACAAAUACUUGUUUGAAACUUUACUUGUAAAAUGUACAUCUGAUGUGUACACAUGAGGAACUUUGUGGCACGUGGGUGUUGAGGGAAGUAGCCUGUGUUGAAGGGAAUGCCAGGGCGGCCCAGCACAAAGCCAUCUCCACGUGUAUGAGAAACCACCCAGUGCCUCGCCUCCAGAUCCCCACCAGCGUCACCACCAGAGCCCCGCAUGCACUGGCCAAAGGGCUGCAUCUGUAGAAAGGGUUUUCUUGGUUACUUUAUUUGUACUGACAGUUACUUUGCAACCCAAACAGCAAAACAGAAAAAAUAAGUUACUUGGUGGACAAGUUCAUGCAGGACAUAGAGAGCAAACUAGCCUUGGGCACCAGCUCAUCUUUAGGUGGAAAAGUUACAGUGCUGCCUUCCCAGCAUGUUUUCCGCACAGAUGUUGGUUCUGUCCAACAGCCAGGGCCACGCCAUGAAUGGCAAGACCCAGGUAAGGGGCCCAGCAGAACUGACAGACCCUUCUUCCUGUGCUCUUGCACUGGAGGGAAUAAGUGUGCUUUGUACCUUGUGCUUGAAAGAGUAAGAUGAUCAAAGAAAGAUGAUGCUGAGGGAGGCAGUCAUCAAGCAGGCCCUUAAAGGGACAUUGUAGUAGGUAGCCAGAGCUUUGGGCACAAAACGCUGAGUGUAGCCAACCAGGCACGGAGACACCCACACUAGCCCAGACGUUGGAAUCGCAUUGACAGAGGCAGGAGGAAAAGUGGGAUGGCAGCAGCCAUUGCUGUGGUUUUGCACACAGCUGAGGGUUAAAUUCUGUGUUGUCACCUGUACAGUCUGUAGGCUGCAGAGUUGAGAGAGGUUGGUGGGGUUAGUCUCUCCUGAGGAAAAAGUCUAUUUUAUAAGGUGACUAAUCUCUCCCCUCUUCUCUAUAUGCAGUUGGACUCAUCAGAGAAAGUAAAAUCAUCUUUCAGUGUUUCUUGUUGCCUAUGUCUUCUACCCGUUUGACUUAUUAUGUUUUUUACAUGGAAUUGUAGAUCCAGUUCUAAUAGGCAAAACCAGAUCACCAUUCUGAUAAAGGAAAUUUGAGUUUAUGAUACAUAUACUUUGCAUAUGUUGAUUGCUUGUUUUACUUUUUGACUAUAGAGGGGCUUUCUGAUUUUGGGAGGGGGGAGUGUCAUUUUCAGGAGUCUUGGAUUCCUGAAAAAUAAUGUCCUAGUUGGAUGGCCUGCUAGCACUUUGAGGUAUGGUAGUGACUGGAUGACUUAGAGCUCUUUCUUUUGGCCAAGUGAUGGGUGGCUGUUCAGGUGGACCAAAGCACCUCCACCCAAGGACCCACACACAGCUCUUGGGAAGCAAAAGGAGGGAGCUGGGCAGUGCUGGGUAGUGGUUCCUUGUGGGCUCCCAUGUGUACUAAAGAUUUUGUCCCUAGCUGGCCUUGGGAGGCUGUCCCACCAGCAAGUUUCAGUGUAUUCUCCAGGUGCUUGUGGAUUUUAUUCUGCUCAGUCAGUGGCCCAGUGACAGGCACUGUGUCCCCUCCCUCUCUGUUCUGCUGGCUCUGGGAAAUGGCUGCCUUCUGUGGAGUAGGAGUCAGCCUUUCCUGUUAUAUGCUUGGCUUUCUGUGCACAUCUUCUCUCAACUCCCACUUAUGCUGUCCCUGUCUGGGGCCCUGUUGCUUCUUGUCUUCCUAGUAUCUUCUUGAACCAAAAUCUUCAGACUGGAGCAGCUUUGUCAGCUCAAACAUUAGCCCAUGUGUAUAAAGGCACUUUGCAGGAGAGGAGAACCAGCCAAGAAGAAAAUCUUAAAUAAAGCCAAACCUGGAGUUUUGGUUUCUCCUAAAUUUUUUCUUUUCCUUGCUCAGAAUUUACCUGGGAAAGUUUAUCGGUUUGAUUCAGCUUUUGCAGAAGAUGUACUUUCGUCUUGUUUAAAUCUGUAUACAUUACAUUCAUUUGCAAGGCUCAGUUGUAUGCUGGAGAAGAAAAAUCCUCUCAAUGCAUGAAGGUCUGCACAGCCAACCCAUUGGGCCAAAGCCAGCAGCCUGCCAAGGUCAGGUGGUUAACAGGGCUUCGUUCUUCUCACUCCAGACACAGAGCCCUCGCCUCAGGGUCUCUUGACCCAGCUUCCUUCUCUCCUUUUCCCUGAGAGCACAGGCCCCUCCCAGCCUUCUUGCCCAGACCUUGGGGGCUGUCUCUUUAUGGUUUAGGAAGUACCUGGUCUCAGAAAGGCUCCAACACAUGGGCAAGCAGGGAAUUGUGGAGCUCAAGCCUCCUCCCUAAGCUAGGCUUCAGGUGCCAUCUGAUAUACCACUGUGAGGUUCUCUGUAGCCCGUUUAAAUGGGGCAGGGGCCAGGCUGAUGAGGCUGUGGGAGACCUCACUGACAAAGAGAACUGCUUUGGUUUUGGCACAGUGACUAGAUGGAAGCAGCCAUCAAGGUGGUGCUUGGCUUGUACCCACUCCAGGUCUAAGUCCAAAUGGGACCAACUGGCCUUGGUUAGAAUUUGUUUCUGCUGGAAUCUGUAUGUGUCCCCAGUGCCAAGUCACACUGGGCAGGGUAGGGUGGCAGAAGGGUAGCUCAAGAUCUCUCUGAAUUGCCCCAGCAUCUGCACUUAGUCGUGAAGUAAAAGAAGCACAUUCAGAGCAUUUGGCCUUAGGAUCAAGAGCCUGCUUUUUGGUUCUUCAGUCCUGAGAGCUCAAGACUAACCAGCCAUCCUGUGACCUGCCUGCAAAUCUGACCUCUUCUUUGAAUGGGGGCCCAGGCCUUCACCUGACUGGAGAUAUGACAGAAGAGUUUCAUUUUAGCCCUGGAUUAAGCAGGAACCACCCUUUCUAACUGCCUUAGUCUGGAGCAGGGAAGGGAACCCAGGCCUGGAGAUGAGACUAGGCAGACCCUGAUCACCCUGUGGACAAAGACAAGGGCAAGCACCUGCUUCCUUGAUUUUUAAAAAUCCUAUCUUUAGAUUUACAGGACUGCAAGUAUCACAAAAGAUGUCUAGAUAGUACUUUGUUGUCAUGAGCCCCAAAGCUUUUGCAGCACUCAGAAUCUGGCCCUUGUUGCUGCUCCUGCAGGAGCCAGGCAGAGCAGAGGGAGGAGGGAACACAGGGAGCAGGGUGGCCACUCUGGUCAUCUGCUCUUCUUGCUGCCUAGUGUCUUCCCUCCUCUCCACUCAGGCAGGUGGCAAGCCAGGGUACUGGAGACAAGCCUGAGUGUUUACCUGACAUUAGUGCCUCUUCCUUCAGACUGGCUUGCGUGUGUGUGCACGGGCACAUGCGCACACAAAUGGAGCACCUGUAUUCCUGAAUGAACAGCUUCUCUUGGUUAAUGCUUUUUAACUGUUCCUUUCCAUGAUAAAUGGAGGAUUCAAAUUACUCAAUGUGACUGAAGUUGAAGAUGAAAUGUCUAGGAUUAAGGUGUUUGAGCACUUAAUAUAGAAAGCUACAAGUGCUUGGUCUUUCUCAAGAGUCGAACUGGAGUAGAAAUAUUAACAGGGUAAACAUCUACCAUGUGAUACCUAUUAAUCCUCUAAUUUGUGUUUAAAGAGAAAUCUUGUCACUCUUCCUUGGUUCCUGCCCAUACAGCUGUCUCAUUCUUGCACUUUGCUUGAAAUGGGGCCAGAGCCCCAUGUGAGUGGGGACAGCUAGCACCCGCUCCUCAGUAGGGACCCAGCAUGAUAAUCAGGCUGCUCCCAGUCAAACUGGGUGAGGGCCAGGGAAGAAGCGGUCAUCCCUGUGUGAGUCCCUGCUGCGCUUCUGAGCAGCUGCUUUGUUCAACUGUGGCAGGAGGGUCACACUGUGCCAUAACUGUUAUUAAAGAGGGAAAACACGCCAACCUUCCUCUCCUCCCCACUGGCCAUUGUUCAUUGAGAGCUUUACUGAGCACAGCCUUUGUGGGAAGUCAGGGAGGUUGCCAAUGGCCGGCAGAUCCCUUUCUGGCAAAGUCCUGAUUCCUGGUUUUCUAGCACCCAUUUGUAUUCUGGUCUUCAGUGCAAAUCCCCUUUCCCCUGUGGACUGCUAAGAAGUGAGACUGGGGAAUGACCAUUGAGCAGUUUCCUUUUGGUGCACUUCCUGUCUCCCAGAGACGGCUGAAGAAGUGAUCAUCUUGGUGCUAAGUAAGAGGCAACUGCCCUGUUUCUGUUUGUCCAGAAACAAACUGAAACUAACUGUUCAAGAGGGUCCCACCUCCUGCUGUGGCCAAGCAGGAGACCAAACCAAGAAAAUGUCACAUACUACCAUUUAGGCCUGGGUAGAAUGGUAAUUCUUUACCUGAGGUGAAUGUUUUAACAGAAGGAUGGAACUUGACUUUCAUUUGGACUGUGGUUGUGCCAAGGCAGGAGGAAUGGGGUUGCCCUCUUUGGGCUGAGUCUCCAGGCCUCACAAGAUGCUGCUAUUUCUAAGAUGCAAAUUGCACAUUUCCUAGAUUUUGUAUCUGUGGUUUUGGAUAAGGGAGUCAGGGACAAACUGUACAAUUUGAAAUGGGUCUCAAU
This is a messenger RNA of Cynocephalus volans (Philippine flying lemur), 9708 nucleotides long. RefSeq names its product zinc fingers and homeoboxes 3 (gene ZHX3). The record is from RefSeq and is a predicted model, not a curated record. Gene Ontology annotation, biological process: regulation of transcription by RNA polymerase II. The transcript has 5 exons. Gene Ontology annotation, cellular component: nucleus. The coding region runs from base 371 to 3241 and encodes 956 amino acids. Lineage: Eukaryota; Metazoa; Chordata; Mammalia; Dermoptera; Cynocephalidae. Gene Ontology annotation, molecular function: DNA binding; DNA-binding transcription factor activity, RNA polymerase II-specific.